This is a messenger RNA of Xenia sp. Carnegie-2017, 1674 nucleotides long. RefSeq lists its product as uncharacterized. The record is from RefSeq and is a predicted model, not a curated record. Gene Ontology annotation, cellular component: nucleus; transcription regulator complex. The coding region runs from base 131 to 1111 and encodes 326 amino acids. The transcript is spliced from 3 exons. Gene Ontology annotation, molecular function: DNA binding. NCBI's taxonomy places the organism in Eukaryota, Metazoa, Cnidaria, Anthozoa, Malacalcyonacea, Xeniidae. Gene Ontology annotation, biological process: regulation of transcription by RNA polymerase II.
GUGAUUGUUAUGCGAAGGGCCAUGCGAUAUUGCGAUGUAGUGUUGUUGUACAACGUAUUCGACUCGAUAGAGCUGCCAAAACUAGAGAUAUCAAACGAACAAGAUCCAUUCGUCGAAGGAAGAAGGAGUUAUGGAAUUGCGCGAACGAUUGAUGGAAGACAUCCGACUGUAUCCGUGCAUCUACGACAAGCACGACAAGGACUACAUGGAUAAGACCGCGAAAAACAACGCUUGGGCGGCGAUAGCUGCCAAAUAUGGCUUGACGGUGACCGAUGCCGAUAAGAAAUACAAGGUCGUACGAAGUUCGUUCACGCGGUACUUGAAGAAGAAACGUUCCACCCCUCCUGGCAUCAAACCACCCCCCGUACCAGUGGGCUUUGCUAAUUUAGAUUGGCUAGCAAAUCACAUCGACCACAAGGAAACAGCCGUCAGAUACUCGAGCAACAAUGUUAGUGUAAGAGAUUCGUACUACGGGGAUUAUGUUGCAGAUGACGACGACGCUUAUCACAGCAGUUAUGACGAAAUAAUGCGCGAGGAAGACAGCGCAGCAACAGAAAUGAUAGACUUAAACAACUCGCACUUGACAACCCGCCCACAAGAUGAUCCAAAACACGCGGAGUCGAUGCACGCUCAAACUGAAAGCAAUGGAAAAUCAUCGGAUGAUGUACCAAAUCAGGUAAUACACGUCAAAGAGAGUUUGCAAUCGGAACCCUUGCCACCGCCCAUACUUCAUGUAAGCACAGCCGAAUAUGCGGUCAGUAGAACCAACUCCCCACCAAGCGCCCAUGUAUCUUCAAGUCAGGUGAGUCAUAUAAACGGGCAGAAAUCUAUCACUAUGUAUUACAACAAAGCAAACGGGCACGAGCCGAAGAACGACACAGUCAUUAGUCUCAUCCCUUAUGAAUCAGUUCAGCCAGGACCGACGACAUCGACACCUGGAAUGACGGAAUACUUCGGAAAACGAAAGCGGGUCGAAUACGACGACGAAGAUGAGCUCUUCUGCUUGAGUCUCGUACCAACAUUAAAAAGACUGGGAACCAGAAACAAGACAAUCGCCAAAAUGAGAUUUCAACAAGUUCUGUUCGACUUGGAAUUCCCCUCGAAUGAUUAAAAGCCUAAAGCAAUAUGGUCGUUUGGCGGAGUGCUAUUUGCGAAGAUUUCCAAAUUUCUACGUGACAUAAUCUUAACUUCCUUUAAAAAUCCUCAAGCUUAAAUUCUUAAAAGCUUAAUAUAUGUAUAGAAUUUCCAGCAAAGAAAGUUUAAGAAAAUUGUCUAAGAAAGUUUUGUGGAAACGCCUGGAUGAAGAGCAAUAGGAAGUGUUAACGCGAUAUACCAGUUGCUACCAUGUGGUGAUGGUGUGUUUUAGAAAGCAAGUGCAAAAGAUGUCGUAAAACUAGGACACCAGUUCCAACUACCUACUGGCGGAUAUGGGGCAAAUCAGAAUACAUUAGAGCGGCGAAUAUAUCGCCCAUAUGAUCAACUAUUUAAAAUUUAAAUUAGAAACUUAUUUAUGGCGAUGUGGUCUGACUUUCUCCCUGGUUUGCUACUGUAGACAGUUUGCCUGAGUUAACUUGAUGUGUAUUUAGAGUGAAGAUUGACAAAACGGUUCAAAUUCAAUUUAUGAAAACACACAUUGAUAUAGCAGGUUGAAGAUUAUAUUUUUAUUAUUUUGUA